AUGGCACUGAAUCAGGCAUCGCUUUACCCGCAACUCCGACUUGGCAUUGGUGACUACUUCUCUGUUCACGACUCAUCGGACAUGAAAGUGAUAGCGAUGGAGCUGGCAGAGUAUCUGACGAUACCUAUGAAGACUAUCUUGGAAAUAAACGCCGCAAGUGCCGCGCUUAUCGAUGCAGACAAGAACGACUUGGCUCCUGAGGCAAGUGAGAUGGAGAGUUUCAAGAAGUGGGCGUUGCAAUUCAGCCUCAUCCGACAGAAAAGCGAAUAUCCUGCAACCGAGCGUGGUGGCUUUGCCAACUGCUCUGUCAAAACCUUUUGCAAGGAUCAUUUCCCAAAUAUCACGCCCGAGAACGAGCUCGAUCACACUCUUGAAUACCUGAAAAACGCCUUGACUUCAAUUUUCUCGGCCCGUAAAGUGAGAAUCUAUGCACUCGACAAAGUCAACAACGCGCUUGUCAUCAAGUUUUCUGACGAACGACUGUCGAAGAGAAGCGUGGAUAUUACGUCAAGUACCGGGCAGCGGGUUCUCGAGACGGGCGGGCCGAUUUGUGUUAAAGACGCGGUAGAGUUGCUGAGAGACGAGUUAGAUGAAGAUGACGUAGCUCGGGAACUCUACCAACCAGAUACUAUCGUUCUAGCAGCUCCAUUCUUCGAGUUUGAUGCCAUGCAGACUAAUGGCGGCUCAACGGGAACUGCCAAGAUUGUGGGUGUGUUGGAGGUCAUCAUUGAACCCAGCGAUCAUGAAGGCGAUGUGGGCUCUGCCACCAGCAACGACUUCUGUAUCCUUGAGUUUGUCACGGAGGAGAUUGGGCGCUAUCUCUUUUUCCACUACGAGCGCUUCUUUUACGUGUCGUCACACACCGAUACAGCGCCACCUGGUGCUACUGGAACCUGCGAGUUAGAGUUGUUCCCUUCUCCGCCCGAAGGUCCAGUUCAACAAGACCAUCGCCAACUCGUCCUAAACAUCGGAAAAACUCACUUGAAUAUCUCCGAGACUAUUUCCGUCGCGAAAAUCAGCAUCCAACAUGGAUCGACAGUUCUCUAUGAGACCAGCACCUUGCUGCGGUAUGAGUCACACCGUGACUCACAUGGAGACAAAUCGCACCUGUCUUCAACUAGUCGCGAGGUCACUUGCGACCCCAGUGGUGGUAUCGAAAUGGGUCUUCGCUUGAUCGAUAUGCCCCACGGCUCGCACUUAAAGUUCACCUUUACGACUAAAGCAGGUGACGUGAUUGCGUGGAGUGGACUUCACUUAUUCGACUUUGGACACACAUUACGAACCGGAAGUACACUCAUGGAGAUCGUGAUGCUUCCUGCGGGAUCGGGAAUAAUCACGCCUCUUGACAUCGAGAAUUGUUUACGCCAUGACAAACUCAACCGCCACAAAGUUGGCAGUAUGGAGGUCACGCUGGAGUUAUCAGGCUCGUGUCCUCAAUCGUUUGCCUUCUCGAGCAUCUCCUCAAGCAAGAAGAAGAGUAUCGCCUUCCGAGCGUCUAUCUUCUUCAAGCGUGCUAGUGAGCGAAAGUCCGAGUCUCGUGAGAUCCUGUCUUUAGAGACUAUUCCAGUGGACAAGCAAAGGCUCUUACAGCGACUGAGAAGAGACCCGCUGGUCGAUCUGUCAGCUGACGAUCGCACUUUCAUUUGGACUUCUCGACUGAUGUUGAUGGAAGAUUCGGCACUGCUCCCUGCGUUUCUACUGUCCGUGGAUUGGGGACAUCGGGAGCAGGUGCUGGAGGCGUAUCGCUUGCUGUUGCACUGGAAGCAACCGACUUACCUGCAAGCUCUCCAAUUGCUGAGUCCUCUCUAUUCGGACCCUAAAGUGCGCGCUUACGCUGUUCGAUGCAUGCACGCGUUGCCCGAUUAUCGACUGCAACUGUAUCUACUGCAGCUAGUUCAGGCGCUGAAGAACGAACGUUACCAUGACUCAGCGCUCGCUCGGUUCCUACUGAUGCGUGCAUUGACAAACCCGUCACAGAUUGGCUAUUUGCUGUAUUGGUUUCUAAAGGCAGAGUCACACAACCAGCAAACAGCCGAACGCUUUAACCUGAUCUCGUCCCAAUAUCUUCAGCUUUGUGGAAACUACAAGUUAGAGAUCCGUCAGUCGGUUUACGUGAUGAAGAAACUCGAGGAGGUCGCAGCAAUCGUCAAAAGUGAGUCCUCAUCCACAGCUCGUAAGGAGAAGUUGCACAAGGCAUUGGAAGCUGUCGUCUUUCCUGAUACCUUCCAGCUGCCUCUGCAACCACGAUCUUACUGUACUCGUGUUAUUGUGGAGAGCUGUCGAGUGAUGGAGUCGAAGAAACGUCCACUGUUCUUACAGUUCGAAAGCGCCAAAGCGCAACAUGGCCGACCGUAUGUGAUCUUUAAAGCUGGCGACGAUCUCCGUCAAGAUCAACUGGUUCUUCAGAUUCUUCGCGUCAUGGAUGAUCUAUGGCGUGAGGCUGGACUUGAUCUCUGUCUAUUACCGUAUGCUUGCAUCUCCACGGGUGACGAAAUAGGUAUGAUUGAAGUGGUUGGUGAUUCGGAGACACUGGCGAGCAUCAUAUACGCUCGUCACGCAAAGUCGAUAACAAAACUUGGUAGGAAACUCAAUGCGGCAAAAGAUGCUCUUAUUAAGGACGGCGUUCUCUCGGAGUGGUUGUAUAAACAACCAGGUUCUCCGACGAACAAAGCACGAGCCACUUCUGCUGAUGCUGCACUUGAUGCUGUAUCGCCAACCGGCUCUGCUCCUAGUAGCCCAGCGAAGGAUGAAGAGCGUGCUCGAUCGAUUUCUUCGUGCUUCCCAAAAUUGUCUCCUCGUCGCCGUAAGAAAUCGACGUCUAGUCGAGAUUCGGAAACAACGCAGAAUUUCGUACGCUCCUGUGCAGGUUACUGUGUAGCAACAUACGUUUUGGGCAUUGGAGACCGCCACAACGAUAACAUUAUGUUGCAGCGUUCAGGAAAGUUUUUCCACAUCGACUUUGGCCAUUUUCUGGGGAAUUUCAAGUCGAAAUUAGGUGUCAAGCGUGAACGGGCCCCGUUCGUGUUUACCCCUUCGAUGCUAGACACAAUGGGAGGCAAGAAGAGCGAGAAUUAUCAACAGUUUCAGCAACUCGCAUGCGAGGCGUUCCAGGUGCUGCGUACCAACUCGAACCUUCUCAUUACAUUGUUGGUUUUGGCGCUUACGUGUGGCAUCCCCGAGCUUCACAGCGCUAACUGCAUCAAGUGGGUGCACAAGACUCUGAUGCUCGAUCUGCCCGAUAACGAGGCCUCCGAAGCUUUCAAGAAACUCAUUCACGUGGCACUGCACACCACAACUACCAAACUCAACGACGCCGUGCAUCUUAUGGCGCACUAA
This is a messenger RNA of Phytophthora infestans T30-4, 3336 nucleotides long. Its product is annotated as phosphatidyl inositol kinase (PIK-B). The record is from RefSeq and is a predicted model, not a curated record. The transcript has 4 exons. Gene Ontology annotation, molecular function: 1-phosphatidylinositol-3-kinase activity; 1-phosphatidylinositol-4-phosphate 3-kinase activity. Gene Ontology annotation, cellular component: cytoplasm; plasma membrane; phosphatidylinositol 3-kinase complex. Gene Ontology annotation, biological process: phosphatidylinositol 3-kinase/protein kinase B signal transduction; phosphatidylinositol-3-phosphate biosynthetic process; cell migration. NCBI's taxonomy places the organism in Eukaryota, Oomycota, Peronosporomycetes, Peronosporales, Peronosporaceae. The coding region runs from base 1 to 3336 and encodes 1111 amino acids.